Molecule: messenger RNA, 3822 nt
Organism: Drosophila grimshawi
Lineage: Eukaryota; Metazoa; Arthropoda; Insecta; Diptera; Drosophilidae
Gene: bab1
Product: protein bric-a-brac 1
Exons: 4
Coding region: 1-3183 (1060 amino acids)
Biological process (GO): regulation of transcription by RNA polymerase II
Cellular component (GO): nucleus
Molecular function (GO): protein binding; DNA binding
Source: RefSeq, a predicted model, not a curated record
AUGGCGUCCGCGGAGACGUCGCAGCAGCAGCAGCAGCCGCCGAGCAGCGCCAACGAUCGCAGCAGCAGCAGCGCCAGCAGCGAAGCAACUGCCGCUGCCGAACUGCAAACGGACAGCGGCGAAACGGAGCAGGCGCAGGCGGCGCAGCGACAGCGCAGUGGCGGCGGCUGCGGCGCUGCUACGCCGACGCAGCAGGAUAACAGCGACGACAAAGAUAAGAACGUAACGCCGGCAGCAACGCCACCUGGCGGCCGUUCGCCAAACACAACGCCCAGCAGCAAUUCGCCGCACCAGCACCAGCAACAACAACAACAAACACAGCAGCAGCAGCAGCAGCAACAACAACAACAAUUCUGCUUGCGCUGGAACAAUUAUCAAUCGAAUCUGACAACAAUUUUCGAUCAGCUGCUGCAAAACGAGUCCUUCGUCGACGUCACCUUGGCCUGCGACGGACGCUCGAUGAAAGCGCACAAAAUGGUUUUAUCGGCUUGUUCGCCGUACUUUCAGACGCUGCUCGCCGAGACGCCCUGCCAGCAUCCGAUUGUGAUAAUGCGUGACGUCAGCUGGUGCGAUCUGAAGGCGAUCGUUGAGUUUAUGUAUCGCGGCGAGAUCAAUGUGAGCCAGGAGCAAAUUGGGCCGCUGCUGCGCAUCGCUGAGCUGCUCAAGGUGCGCGGCUUGGCGGAUGUCACCCAAAUGGAGGAGUUAAAUACGGCGGCGGCAGAGGCGGCGGCGGCGGCAGCGGCAGAGGCGCAGGCUGAGGCGUCAACAGCAGAUACAGAGACGGAGUCAGCAGCUGCGGCAGCGGCGACAGCGACAAAUUCGCCCAAGCUGCGCUGCGAUUGGGAUUGCGGCGAAUUGCGUUUGUCGCCGCUGGAGCGAAAUCGGAAUGUGCGCAAGCGUCGCUGGCCAUCGGCGGACGCCAUUUUUAAUCCGCCCGCAAGUCCGUUAAGCAGUUUAAUUGCCGCCGAGCGCUUGGAGCAGGAGCAAAAGGAGCGCGAAAGAGAACGCGAACGGGAGCGAGAGCGAGACAGAGAUAGAGACAGAGACAGAGACAGAGAGUUGAAAACGUUGGCGCUGCCGCUGCCCCUCUCCAGCGCAGGCAGCGGCGGCAGCGCAAUGCCAUCGCCAGCAGCGACGCCGACGCCGACAUCAGCAGCAGCAUCAGCAGUGGCGAGUCGCUGCCCACGCUCGCUGCCCAGUCCGCAGCAGCAGCAGCAGCAACAACAACAACAGCAACAGCAACACUUGCACCACCUGCAACAACAACAACAACAGCAUCACUCUGCUACUUCCGCUUCCGGCGCUGCUGCUGCCGAGACGCGUUUUCCUUUGGGCUCUGCUGCCGCAAUGGCCGCCGCUGCCGCCAUGGAGUUAAGCGUCGCUGCCGCCGCUGCAUCGGCAGAGCAACGUUUGCCGCUGCCGCCACCGCCGCCACAUCAUCAUCAUCAUCAUCACAGCGUCGCUGCGGCGUCGUCGUCAGCGUCGCUGGCGGACGACAUGGAGAUCAAGCCGGGCAUUGCGGAAAUGAUACGCGAAGAGGAACGGGCAAAAAUGAUGGAGAACUCGCACGCUUGGAUGGGUGCCACUGGCUCCUCGCUAGCAGCAGACAGCUAUCAGUAUCAACUGCAGUCGAUGUGGCAAAAAUGCUGGAACACCAAUCAGAAUCUAAUGCAUCAUAUGCGAUUUCGCGAACGAGGCCCACUGAAAUCCUGGCGUCCCGAAACAAUGGCCGAGGCCAUCUUCAGUGUGCUGAAGGAGGGGCUGUCGCUGUCGCAGGCAGCCCGCAAAUACGAUAUUCCAUAUCCGACAUUUGUACUCUAUGCGAAUCGGGUGCACAACAUGCUGGGACCCUCCAUCGAUGGCGGACCCGAUUUGCGACCGAAGGGCCGUGGCAGGCCGCAGCGCAUUCUGCUGGGAAUUUGGCCAGAUGAGCAUAUUAAGGGUGUCAUCAAGACGGUCGUUUUUCGCGAUAACAAGGACAUGAAGGACGAUAGCUUGGGUGCCCAUCUGCCGCCGUACGGUCGGCAUUCGCCCGUGUUUUCCUUGCAGGACAUGCCGCUGAGCUAUCCAGGCGCCGGUGGUGGUAUGCCCGGCAGCGGCGCCGCCAGCCUGAGCGCACUGGCCUGCCCCAAUGGCAUGGGCGGCGCGGCAGGAGGCGGGGCAUCGGGCGGUGGCGUCGGCGGCGCUGGCGGCAUUGGCGGACCUGUUGUUGGAGCCGAGCAGCAAAUGUCGCAGGAGCAAAUGUCGGCAGUGGCCGCCGUCGCGCACAAUAUACGCCAGCAGAUGCAAAUGGCAGCGGCAGCGCAGCAUCAGCACGGGGAGGCGGGGCCGCCGCCGCAUCCGCCACCGCCGCCCGGCCUAUUCCAAUUACCGCCACACUUGGCGGGUGGUCCGGGCGGUGGCAGGGCGAGCAUAUCGCCGGCGCUGAGCAGUGGGUCCAAUCCAUCGCUGGUGGGCCCGCCAAGGCAUGCGGCGUCACCGUGCGGUCCCGCCGGCCUCAUGCCGAAUCUGCCGCCCAGCAUGGCCGUUGCACUGCAUCGUGAUCAGAGCACCGCUGCUGCCGCCGCCGCCGCUGCCGCACUGCUCAGCCAGCAGCAGCAGCAUCACUUGCAACAGCUGCAGCAGCAGCAUGCAAUGCACCAACAGCAACAGCAGCAGCAACAGCAACAACAGCAGCAACAGGUGCAUCCUCAUCAUCUGCAACAGCACAAAUCCGGUUUCGGUGCCAGUUCCAUGCCACAACAGCAACAACAGCAGCAACAACAGCAACAACAGCAACAACAGCAGCAGCAGCAGCAACUCCAUCAGCAGCAGCAACAGCAUCUUGGCCUGCUCCAUGCGGACAAGUCCAAGGCGAAGACUAGUCCACUUCGCAGCGAGACGCCCAGUUUGCAUUCCCCGCUAACGGAUUUGGGUCUGGAGCUGGGCUACAAACGGGAUUAUUCGCCCAGCCGUCUGUUUGCCGAGGAUCUGGCUGAGCUGGUGGGCGUUGGCAGCAACGUGGGCAUCUCCUCCUCCACAUCGGCAUCCUCAACAGCCACAACAACAGCAGCAGCAGUACCAGCGAUGCCAGCAACUGCAGCUGGAGUAGGAGGUGUCGGUGGAGUCGUCUCUACUGAGAUCUGCUCCAGCAGCAGUGGCAGUGGCAUCAAAGUGGAGCCCAUCACAACCAGCAGCGAGUAGAGAUUCCCAGCUCCACAACAACUAAACAAUCAAAAAAAACGCAAAACAAAUUGUUUAUUUAAUUUUUUAAUUGUAAACAAUUUAGAAUUGAGAAGCGCAGUAAAAAAAAAACAAAAACAUUUUUGAAAAAGAUUGUACUUUAUACUAUAUAGUAUCUAAAAGAGAUAUUGUAUAUAAGGUCGAACCUCUCUAAAUCGGAACACAAUUCGAUAACUAAAACUAUCUAUUCUGUCACAAGUCGAAUUCAGAUUGCUUGAUUUUGAGUACUUUUCAAAAUUAUAUUUACCACAGUUUGAAGAUGUUUGGUUUGUUACUAAUUUCAAUGUGUAUAUAGUCUAUACUUGUACGGUUUCGAUUUAGAGAAGUUCGAGAUUAUAUACCGUAUAAAUAUAUAUCUCAAAAGCGCGUUCCAUUUUCAUUUUGUCGGUCGGUCGUUCAACUUAAGUCCACUUGAUGUUUUGCAUAGUUUUUAAAUUUAAAUUUAAUCAAAGUACGUAUUACAAGAAAUCGAAAAUCAAAACAAGUAUUAUUAUGUUAUAGCGCCUAAGCUUAAUCAAUUAAAUAGCGAUCUCUUUAAUUUUAAACAGUUCAACUCUAAAUCCCAAAAAAAAAAGCAAAACAAAAAAAAUAAAAAUAAAA